AUGGUUCUACUUGCAGCAGCAAUUUGCACGAAGGAUGGAAAGGCUCUCGUAUCUCGUCAGUUUGUGGAAAUGUCAAAAUCUCGUAUCGAGGGCUUAAUAGCGACAUUUCCUAAGCUCGCAGAUUCUGGCAAGCAGCAUACAUUCGUUGAGACCGAUUCCGUUCGUUAUGUGUACCAACCCCUAGAAAGACUUAUUGUUCUUCUAAUCACCACUAAAGCAAGCAACAUUCUUGAAGACCUCGAAACUCUUCGGCUUUUUGCCCGACUAAUUCCUGAGUAUGCACGUGGUUCGGAAGCUUCCGAUAUAAUUGAAAACGCAUUUCAAAUAAUCUUCGCUUUUGAUGAGAUUGUUGCUCUUGGCUAUCGAGAGAGUGUUACCUUAAGUCAAAUUCGAACCUUCACAGAAAUGGAUUCACAUGAGGAGAAAAUGUUCAAUGCUGUUCGUGAGAACCAAAUGCAGGAGGCGCGCGAGUUGUCUAAACGUAAAGCUCGCGAGCUUCAAUUAGCAAGACAAGCUGCAGCCAAACAGGGCCUUCCACCUAGUUCAGUUUAUAAUAGCUUUUCCAGUGGGAGAAAUGCUGCUGACUAUUUCGCAUCAUCGGGACCUAGGGUUGAACCCUCCGUUGAUGACUAUGCAGCAGCUUUACUCUCCUCGAGUAGAGAGCCAGAAGUCUCUACACGUGGUCGUGGAAUGCAGUUGGGUAGUGGUCGGGGUGGUCAAAUGAAAUCGGAGAUGGAUAAGUUGACGGAUAUGCUUCGCAGUGAAGCACCUGCUUCUUCCCUGCUUGUAACCAGCUCCAAAACCGAUAUUGUUGAUACCUCAGCUGUUCCUAUGCACAAUGGAAUUCUCCACGUUCGAGCUGCUGACGAGCGCUCCACGACGGCUCGCAUUCGUGUGGAUUUAUCUGGGGCGACUUCUGGCUCGGAACAACGUCCCCCGUCUUCUUUCCAAACCCAUCCAAAUAUGGAUAAACCCACUUUCCAGUCGACCAAUUGGCUGGCGAUAAAGCCCGGUGGCAAGGCUUUCCUAGUAGACAAGGAAGUAGCUGUGCUCAAAUGGCGUGCUCAAACGACAAACGAGGCUGCCCUUCCCAUUGUUAUCAACUGUUGGCCUUCUGAUAUCACGGGCGGAUUUGAAGUUAUCGUCGAGCACACCUUGCAGGAUAAAUCACUGUCUCUACAGAAUCUGUGCAUCUCGAUUCCUUUACCCCCGAGUCUAAAGCCUCCAGUUGUGAGUAAAUGCGAUGGAGACUACGAGGUGGACUCUCGUCGUGGGCAAAUUCGUUGGACUCGACCGUUUGUUGAUGCUGACAACGACACCGGUACUCUGGAAUUCAUCAUCCGUACUGAUAAAAACUCUAAAGCCGAUCAAUUCUUCCCUGUCAGCGUCGAUUUCUCUUCCACUCAAUCCUACUGUGGUGUUGUGAUAACGGAAGCUGCUGAUGAGAACGGAGAACCAAUAAAAUUCUCCUCAGAAGUCAAUUUCCACUCCGAACGAUAUACAAUUGUGUAG
Molecule: messenger RNA, 1512 nt
Organism: Rodentolepis nana
Lineage: Eukaryota; Metazoa; Platyhelminthes; Cestoda; Cyclophyllidea; Hymenolepididae
Source: the annotation of a GenBank genome assembly